Messenger RNA from Parus major (Great Tit), 734 nucleotides. RefSeq names its product transthyretin. Bases 107 to 559 code for a protein of 150 amino acids. Gene Ontology annotation, molecular function: thyroid hormone binding. NCBI's taxonomy places the organism in Eukaryota, Metazoa, Chordata, Aves, Passeriformes, Paridae. Gene Ontology annotation, biological process: purine nucleobase metabolic process. The record is from RefSeq and is a predicted model, not a curated record. The transcript has 4 exons.
UAUGGGCACCCAAUAAGCAGCCUGUUUUGUUGUUGGAUUGGCUAUAAAAUCCCAAAUCCCCUCAGCUCCUGGCUGCUGGCACCAAGGCUCACUAACAGCAAGCAGAAUGGCCUUUCAGUCUGUGCUCUUUGUUUUCUUAGCUGGACUGGUAUUUUUCUCUGAAGCUGCACCACUGGUGUCCCAUGGCUCCGUUGAUUCCAAAUGCCCUCUUAUGGUGAAAGUGCUGGAUGCAGUCAGAGGAAGCCCUGCAUCUGAUGUAACUGUUAAAGUUUUUAAACAGGCUGAAGAUGGAAGCUGGCAGGACUUUGCUGUUGGGAAAACCACAGAGUAUGGAGAGGUUCAUGAGCUCACAACAGAAGAACAGUUUGUAGAGGGAAAAUACAUGGUGAAGUUUGAAACCAGCUCUUACUGGAAGGCGCUCGGGCUUUCAGCAUUCCACGAAUACGCUGAUGUGGUGUUCACUGCUAAUGAUUCUGGUCACCGCCACUACACCAUCGCCGCUCUCCUCAGCCCUUUCUCCUACUCAACCACUGCUGUUGUCACUGAUCCCCAGGAAUAAACAUGUACUGUCUUUUUCACACUUUCCUCCAAUAGAACUAUCAUAGGCUUUUAGGAGGAAGGUUUUUCCUACUGCUAAAGCAUAACUUUUUGCUACAUUAGUUGUUGUUUUUUUUUCCAUUUUGUAACCUGGCAAACUUCAGACAAGUCAAUAAAAUAUUACUUCUUUAAAACAA